AUGAGCCACUAUGGCGUCCCCUACAACAUCCGCAAUGCCCUCCGAACCGUCUUCGCGGAAAGUCAACCACCCAUCCGGCGGAGCAUUCACCAACGUCGCGCCUUCCACAAGUACUUCGUAACGCACCUUCCCUCUUCAUCUCUAGCACCAGACAAGCAAAGCCCGAAUCACCAUCGUCUGCCACGAGAUGAAUCCUCACCACAUGCCGGACCGAGCAAGCGAGCGGCAAAGGUCGCGCAGUCAGCUUCCAGCAGAGAUACGACGAUCGUCAGGAUCCCCAUCAAGAGCGCCAAGCAUCAUUUCGGCGCUGGCGUGAGUCGAGGAAGUAGACCGUAUAAUGAGGAUACAUAUCAGGCAGGCACGAUCGAGAUCCCGGCUUUUGCGCAGCGACAGCCCGUCAGCUUGAGCCGGAAGCUGCCUGGUGCAGGUGGCGGUAUGAAUGAUGGAGGUCAGGCAGCGAAGAGCGAGAGUGGCGACCCACAAGUCUUUUACUUUGGUGUAUUUGAUGGUCAUGGCGGGAGUGAGUGCUCAGAGUUUUUGCGGGACAGAUUACAUGGUUAUGUGGAGGAGGCAGCAUUGUUAUUUGGUAUGGAGAGUAGUCUCAAAAAGGAAAGCACGAACGAUGCCGACAGUCUAGACUCGGAAGGUGGCAUCAUGGGCGAGCAGGAUGCAGAAGACCUGCAACGAGGGCUGGUCUCAGACUGGAAGGAGACAGUAGGCGGCUACUUCAAGCGCUUCAAACCCGAAUACUUCCCCGCCGUCUCCAACCGCGCCUCUGACGAGACCGCGUCCACGCAGAACAACAGUUCCAUCGAAACCGUCCUCACCUAUGCCUUCCUCAAAGCUGACCUCGACUUCACCGCCGCCCAAGCAAGCAAACACACCAACGCCAAGAACAAGCAAGCCUCCCUCGACGACCCCGUCCUCGCAGACAGACCGCUAAACGACAACGACGUCCUCUUCCAUCCCGACCGCCCCGCCUCCCAAAAUCUCCGCACCCGCUCACAAAAGGGCUCCUCACCCGACCUCAGCGCACCCAUAGGCGGCAUCGAACGCUUCAAAGGCGGCUCCACAGCCUCCAUCGCCCUCAUCUCCACACCCACCCCAACCCCCUUCUGGCAUCCCGCAUCCCCAUCAACCUUAAUCGCCGCCCACGCAGGCGAUACCCGUAUCCUCCUCUGCCGCACCAGCGACGGCAAAGCGGUCCCGCUAACCACAAACCACCACCCCGACACCCCCGUCGAAGCCACCAGACUCCGCCGCUACGCCGCCACCUUCGUCACCGACUCCUUCGGCGAAGAACGCAUGGGCGGCCUAGCCAACACGCGAGCCUUUGGCGACAUCGGCAGUAAACGCCUCGGCGUCAGCGCGGAACCGCAAAUCACCCGCCUCAACAUCUCACCCGCCGAACACUCCUUUCUCGUCCUCAUGUCGGACGGCGUAUCGGGUCAUCUAAGCGAUCAGGAGAUCGUGGAUGUGGUCAAGGAGGCCCGGACGCCGGAGCAAGGGGGACGGGAUGUUGUGAGUUUUGCUACGGAGACGGCGGAGAGUGGCGAGGCAGAUAAUGCUACUUGUCUUGUUGUUAGGUUAGGGGGGUGGGAGAGGAGGGGUGAGGGGGGUGGGGGGAGCCUGGGCACGAAGGAGAUGAGGGGGUUUAGGCGGGAGGAGGCUAGUGAUCCGAGGCGGGGAAGGCAGUGA
Messenger RNA from Recurvomyces mirabilis, 1698 nucleotides. It is a transcript of the gene PTC6, whose product is annotated as Protein phosphatase 2C 6. The record is from RefSeq and is a predicted model, not a curated record. NCBI's taxonomy places the organism in Eukaryota, Fungi, Ascomycota, Dothideomycetes, Mycosphaerellales, Teratosphaeriaceae. Gene Ontology annotation, cellular component: mitochondrion. The transcript has a single exon. Bases 1 to 1698 code for a protein of 565 amino acids. Gene Ontology annotation, biological process: protein dephosphorylation. Gene Ontology annotation, molecular function: [pyruvate dehydrogenase (acetyl-transferring)]-phosphatase activity; cation binding.